AUGGCGCAGUGUGCGGUUGUCUUCCGGCCCCUACCGCGCCUCAAGUGGCGUCUUUGGGCCCCAUUCAUUGCCUCUCUCUCAUGCCAGUUCGUACUCUUCAUUGUACACGCCGCUGUGCAAGACGCUAUCGCAGCAGCAGUCGGCUUUUUCUCGUUCGCCCUGGGUCUUUCAUGCCUCAUUCGGCGUCGCCUGGCCAUUCUCGUUGUGAAUACUGCGGCACAGGUCCUCCUGUUUUUAGUGCUUGUCGUCUGCACGGUGGCAGGGGCUGUGGCUACGAAAGUAUGGCACGAAGACUGGGGUCACGUGGCUUUGUUCGCCGUCCAAUUUAUUACUUUCGCGUGUAGCAUUGCAAUCUCCGCCACCCUGACUUACUUCACCAGACGCGACGCUCGUACUCUCCCUGUCGCAGCGUCGGCGCGGAAGUCGUCGCUGGAGCUGCGUGAGCACGACAUCCUUCGUACUUCGUCUCGUCACAGCCUUGCGUCGAACAGCGGCGAGAGAGGAUUUCUCUCGAGCCUGCGAGGCCUCCUCUCCUCUACGAAAUCUUCUAUUUGUGGCAGCCAGCACUUUUCCGAGGGGUGUGGGCGAUCAGAUUCGUGUAUCAGCACGUCGCGGACUACAGCCAGCACUCGAAGCACUGUUUCAGCAGGCGGAGACUGCGUCUACGAGAAGAGCCGAUGCGAUGGCUGCAGCCCCCCAGCAGUCGCGGAGCGACGGGGCAAAUGGCCUUCAGCCCAGGGCUCCGAAGUAGACGCAGACGGUUUGUACCAUGGGGUUUUCGGCGACUUCGCCGGAACCCCUAGCCUGCCUGUGUCAUGCCAAACGCCGUCUUCCACCGAAUCCCACCCUGACGCCACUUGCAUGCAAGCUUGCGCCCUCUCGUCCUUGGCGCCAUGUCUAAGCGCGUCCGCGCUAUCGGGAGCGGACCUGCCAUCGUCAGACGCGCAAGGCGACGAUGGCCGUGACCUCCACCGCGCGUCGGGCGAGAGUAUCGUAGUCUUCAGCGCAACCGACGACAAAGGUAAUCUCGUGGUCCGCACCACGAGCGUCUCACCGGUUUCGUCACCAAAACACUCCUCGGGCGAAUCCGCCUUUCUGGAGCACCUGCCGUCUUCUGCUGCCGAAGCUUGGACAGACGCUGAGGGCGCCGCGCCUUCUCAAGCCGCAAGCGCUCCGGCACACGGCUCGACGCGGUUCCGCGUCGGUCCCUACCUGUGCGAGGACUACACAAGCCGAGGCUGUGGCGACGGCGAGCUGCCUGCGACGUUUGCAGUGGAGUUGGCUGAAGCUGAGUCCUGCGCGACAAACGACCGCCGCCUCCGACGGCCAGACCCAUCCGCAGACCAAGGGGACCCUCCGCCGGCUGCCAUGCAAGACGCGUUUUCUCCACUCAAAUGCGCGUGGAAAACCCUCAAACUGAGGUCCCAGAAAUCCAUGGAACACGCUCUCACUUUUCUCGGACGCGGCGCCAAAACACCUGCGACUCAAGUCUGCAGCUGCGCCCACGUUUCCUCGUCUGCAAGCAACCGUCGCAAUGAACCAGCCGGAGCCCGAGAAGAGUAUCCCGUAUGCGAACGUGUCACCUGCAGCGCUCCACAGGAGCAGGAACCACCCAGCCGUGGACGAGCGGUGGGAGCAACCGGCACUGCGCUGAGACCGGGAGGCAUCCUGGCCAAAGCUCGGGCGCACCGCACGACGAUUCAGGCCUCUUCAGACUCCUCCGCGACUGCUGCGGAAAGCCCUUCAGCCAAGUGUGAAGCCAACAAACCUUGUCGCACUAGAACAGAGCAGAGCACGGGAGAUUUUUCCAGUGAGUGGGUGAGGGACGUGGCGCUUCGCAGCGGCAUAUGUGUUCCCGAACGGCUUCCAGCGCAGCUGGCUCAGGGUGAAUUGGCCAUGCAUACGUUGACUUCGACGUCUUCUUCUGAAGACGACGAAGACCUCGACGCUGCGCCGGCGGAGGAUGACGAUGCGCUAGGGAGACACGGACGUGCAUAUGCUGCGUCGGGUUGCAGCAGCAAACACGCACCGUGCAUUGUUGGGAGGUGCUACGGUGAAGACCGGAAACGCGCUCUGCGCUGUGGACCAGUGCGAAACUCAGCAGUUGUCGAGCGUCGCAGAAGCUUCUCGACGUGCCGCCUGAGUGGCUUUCAAGAGAGGCCAGCGCAAGUGAGAAAGACAAUUUCAAGCACCGCAGAGGUGCGACCAGCUGCAGCUGCGGCAGCAGCUGAGAAGGAACGCUUCAACGAACCGCAAAUGUUCAUGCGGUACUACUAUGCUAUGUCUGCAAGCAAUGGGAUCUUCCCCGAGCUGCGACCUGACGAAGAGGUGGACCAGGAUGUUGGAACUGACCAAUAUCCUGUUGUCAAAACUUCGGCCUGA
This is a messenger RNA of Besnoitia besnoiti, 2382 nucleotides long. RefSeq lists its product as uncharacterized. The coding region runs from base 1 to 2382 and encodes 793 amino acids. The record is from RefSeq and is a predicted model, not a curated record. NCBI's taxonomy places the organism in Eukaryota, Apicomplexa, Conoidasida, Eucoccidiorida, Sarcocystidae. The transcript has a single exon.